AUGAGCGGCGCAAUGAACAAGCAAACUCCAAACCGACCUCCCCCCAGGCAUAACCUGCACGCCCAUCGGCGACAGCAUCGACCACUACACUGCGCGCAUCGCGGGCCACCCGAAACCCCCUACGAAGCGGGCCAAUUCCAUAUCACCAUUUCUCUUCCCGACAACUACCCGAUCGAGCCACCAUCGAUGAAGCUCAAAACGCGAAUUUAUCAUCCCAAUAUUGAUGAUCAUGGGAAUAUUUGCUUGGAUGUUUUGAAGACUGGGAAAAAGGGUGGGUGGAAUCCAGCAUGGACGCUGGGUAAGGUGCUGCUUUCUUUGUCGGCGCUGCUGGGGAGUCCAAAUCCAGACGACCCGUUGAUGCCGGAGAUUGCGGAGCAGAUGGUUGCUGAUUAUAGCGCCUUUGCUACGGCUGCUAGGGAAUGGACUGCCAAGUACGCUGCCUCUGUCGAUGAUGAUGAGAGACGGUGA
Molecule: messenger RNA, 468 nt
Organism: Kickxella alabastrina
Lineage: Eukaryota; Fungi; Kickxellomycota; Kickxellomycetes; Kickxellales; Kickxellaceae
Product: ubiquitin-conjugating enzyme/RWD-like protein
Exons: 2
Coding region: 1-468 (155 amino acids)
Biological process (GO): protein polyubiquitination
Cellular component (GO): nucleus
Molecular function (GO): ubiquitin conjugating enzyme activity
Source: RefSeq, a predicted model, not a curated record